GUCUUAUGAAAAUUCUCUCAACAGCACUUUGGCCACUUUUCCACUACCUGACCUGGAGCAAAGCCUCUGAUGGCAGAGAAGAGAAAGUCAACUGGGAGGAUUAUGUCGCUGUAAACACACAAUUCGCACAGUGCAUCGCUUCCCAAUAUCGUCAAGGAGACAAGAUCUGGAUCCAAGACUAUCACUUGCUAUUAGUGCCAGAAUUACUACGUGCCCUCGUUCCAGAGGCUCCCAUCGGGCUGUUCUUUCACGUUCCCUUUCCUAGUUCGGAACUCUUCCGUUGUUUGUCCACUCGCAAACAAAUCCUGACCGGCCUUCUAGGUGCUGAUUUGAUUGGAUUUCAGACGUUUUCAUACGCAAGGCACUUUAUUUCCUCCUGCACUCGUGUGCUUGGCCACGAAUCUACUCCUUUGGGAGUCAACGCUGCUGGUCACAUCGCCUCCGUUUGUACCAUUCCCAUAGGGAUCAAUGCUCAGCAUGUCGAUGUCCUAAGAAAUUCCCCUGGUGUGAUUGCAAAGGUAGAGUCUAUCCGUGAGACCUACAAGGGAAAGAAGAUCAUCGUAGGACGUGAUAAGUUGGAUGUUACCAAAGGAGUGAUUCAAAAGCUCUCUGCCUUUGAGAAAUUUUUGGAAAUGUACCCUCAAUGGAGAGACAAGGUUGUGCUGAUCCAAGUCACCACCCCAACUCACUCCAACAACUCGGGAUUGGAAUCCAAGAUCUCUGAUCAAGUCAGUCAUAUAAACAACACUUACGGAUCCUUUGAAUUUCUUCCCAUCCACUACUAUCAUCAAGAUGUUGAUCCUGACCAAUAUUAUGCGCUGCUAUCGGUGGCUGAUCUUGCUUUGAUCACUAGUGUUCGUGAUGGAAUGAACACCACAAGCUUAGAGUACAUUAUGUGCCAGCAGGAGCGCAAGAGCCCACUGAUCCUUUCGGAAUUUACAGGAAUGGCCGGCAGUUUGAGUGCUGCCAUGAUGGUUAAUCCUUGGAAUUUUGCUGGCGUUGCAAAGGCUAUAGACACCGCAUUGUCCAUGCCGCUAGAAGACAAGAUAACCCGUCAUACUCAAUUGUUUGAUCAUGUUAAGAACAACACGUCUGAAUUCUGGGCCCAGACCUUUGUUAAGCAGCUCCAGGUCAUUCGGGAACAACCCUUCCAAUUCAGCAGAACCCCAUUGUUGGACUAUCAAAAGUUGAAGGCUGAUUACGAUAAGGCUAACAAGAGGAUCAUGUUUUUUGACUACGAUGGUACAUUGACCCCUAUCGUAUCAGUCCCAUCUGCCGCUUUGCCACCCAAGGACAUGUCUGAAUACCUUCAGAUUUUGUGCGAUGACCCUAAAAAUGAGAUAUGGGUGAUUUCUGGUAGAGACCAGGAGUUUCUUGAGAAAUGGCUAGGAGGUAUUCGCAACCUCGGAUUCAGCGCUGAACACGGCUGUUUUAUGAAACAACCUAAUUCUGAUAAUUGGAUCAACAUGCUGGAAGACGUUGACAUGUCAUGGAAGAAUGACGUGCUGAAGAUUUUUGAUUACUACACUGAGCGUACACAGGGAAGUUUUGUGGAGCACAAAAAAUCUUCUAUUACCUGGCAUUACAGACUAGCUGAUCCACAAUACGGAUUGUUCCAGGCUCAAGAGUGCCAAAACCAUUUGGAAAACGCUCUUUUGUCGAAGUUACCCGUCGAAGUCAUGGUUGGCAAAAAAAAUCUGGAAGUCCGUCCAUUGGCCAUCAACAAGGGAGAAAUUGUCAAGAGAUUAUUGGCAUUAAGCCCAGAAGUUGAUUUUAUCGCGUGCGCUGGCGACGACAAGACAGAUGAAGACAUGUUCCGAGCUCUGUGUGCUUCCCCCGUGGGCGAUUCAUGUUACGCAAUUACUGUGGGUCCUUCAGAUAAGAAGACAUUGGCCAAUUGGCAUGUGGAAAACAGUGAAGACAUUGUUCAAGCUCUUGGACUAAUGGCUGGUGCAGCCAACGGUCAGUAAUCACUGUCAGUAUGAAUGAUAUGAAAUGGUAGAUUUACAAUUGUUACGAGUAUGAAGUGAUGGGAGUGAUAUAGAAGCAAGUCGAAG
Umbelopsis ramanniana AG is the source of this 2057-nucleotide messenger RNA. RefSeq lists its product as uncharacterized. Gene Ontology annotation, molecular function: catalytic activity. Lineage: Eukaryota; Fungi; Mucoromycota; Umbelopsidomycetes; Umbelopsidales; Umbelopsidaceae. Gene Ontology annotation, cellular component: alpha,alpha-trehalose-phosphate synthase complex (UDP-forming); cytosol. The transcript has 7 exons. Gene Ontology annotation, biological process: trehalose biosynthetic process. Bases 6 to 1970 code for a protein of 654 amino acids. The record is from RefSeq and is a predicted model, not a curated record.